AUGGACAUCAAGUUUCCUUGCUUUCACGAACACACUCUCAUGUUAUCAGCCGAGAAAGAGAGAAGUGAAGAAGCUGCUAUAUCUGCAACCAGCACUGACCUUGCCGAUGAAGACGAUGAAGAGACUGAAGAAGAAGAGUAUGUUGAAGAAACGGAUGAUGAAGCAAGAGAGCAAGAGGUGGAUCAACCAGAUCAAGCUGCUGCCGAAGAAACGGACGAUGUGCGAGUGCAAGCUGCUGCCGAAGAAACGGACGAUGUGCGAGUGCAAGCUGCUGCCGAAGAAACGGACGAUGUGCGAGUGCAAGCUGCUGCCGAAGAAACGAACGAUGUGGGAGUGCAAGCUGCUGCCGAAGAAACGGACGAUGAAGCAAGAGAGCAAGACGUUGAGGUGGAUACAGAUCAAGCUGCUGCCGAAGAAACGAACGAUGUGGGAGUGCAAGCUGCUGCCGAGAUGGGACACGGAUCAGUCAAUCAAGAGGGACAAAACCUUGCCGAUGAAGACGAUGAAGAGACUGAAGAAGAAGAGUAUGUUGAAGAAACGGAUGAUGAAGCAAGAGAGCAAGAGGUGGAUCAACCAGAUCAAGCUGCUGCCGAAGAAACGGACGAUGUGCGAGUGCAAGCUGCUGCCGAAGAAACGGACGAUGUGCGAGUGCAAGCUGCUGCCGAAGAAACGGACGAUGUGCGAGUGCAAGCUGCUGCCGAAGAAACGAACGAUGUGGGAGUGCAAGCUGCUGCCGAAGAAACGGACGAUGAAGCAAGAGAGCAAGACGUUGAGGUGGAUACAGAUCAAGCUGCUGCCGAAGAAACGAACGAUGUGGGAGUGCAAGCUGCUGCCGAGAUGGGACACGGAUCAGUCAAUCAAGAGGGACAAAACCUUGCCGAUGAAGACGAUGAAGAGACUGAAGAAGAAGAGUAUGUUGAAGAAACGGAUGAUGAAGCAAGAGAGCAAGAGGUGGAUCAACCAGAUCAAGCUGCUGCCGAAGAAACGGACGAUGUGCGAGUGCAAGCUGCUGCCGAAGAAACGGACGAUGUGCGAGUGCAAGCUGCUGCCGAAGAAACGGACGAUGUGCGAGUGCAAGCUGCUGCCGAAGAAACGAACGAUGUGGGAGUGCAAGCUGCUGCCGAAGAAACGGACGAUGAAGCAAGAGAGCAAGACGUUGAGGUGGAUACAGAUCAAGCUGCUGCCGAAGAAACGAACGAUGUGGGAGUGCAAGCUGCUGCCGAGAUGGGACACGGAUCAGUCAAUCAAGAGGGACAAAUCACACGUAUUAAAUUUGCUUGUGUUGUCACGCUAAUGAAGGACUCUGAGUAA
Dermacentor silvarum is the source of this 1311-nucleotide messenger RNA. Its product is annotated as nucleolin-like. The record is from RefSeq and is a predicted model, not a curated record. The transcript is spliced from 5 exons. NCBI's taxonomy places the organism in Eukaryota, Metazoa, Arthropoda, Arachnida, Ixodida, Ixodidae. Bases 1 to 1311 code for a protein of 436 amino acids.